AUGGAAUAUUUGCCAGAUUGCUUGAUAUUCCAGAUAUUCUUAAAUCUUCCGACCAAAGAUGUGGUUCAGACUAGUGCGUUGUCCACCAGAUGGACAACUCUCUGGAAAGACGUACAUGGUCUGGAUUUGGACACCGAGGAUUUCAAUACACACGAAACAUUCGUGAGUUUUGUCGAUAACUUUCUUGAACGCAACCGUGGUUCGUCCAUACAUCUGUUUAAGGCAACGUACGAUUCUUCUUAUAAGCCUGAUCUUGUCAAUCGCUGGGUCGACACUACUGUUAGGCUUAAAGUUGAACAUCUCGACGUUUCGGACGAUUUAUCUGCUCAGGAUAUCAUGAUGAAUCCAACAGUUUACACUUGUAGUAGCUUGGUGUCCCUAAGGCUCGUGGGAAUGAGCUUACCUAGUCCCGAGCGUGUUUCAUUACCUUCUCUCAAAGAUAUUGUUUUAAUCGUCAUUGAGUAUACCAACCCAUGGGCAUUAGAGAAGUUAAUCUCACAAUGCCCAGUUCUUGAAAACGUUAGUAUUGAUAGAAUUUACGGUGAUGGAAUGCCCAUUUUACGUGUGCGUUCCCAGUCUCUAUUGAGCUUCAUGCAUUAUUGGGAUAAGAAUGAUGAUUAUGAGAAAGAUCGUAUAGUUGAAAUUGAUGCUCCCAUGCUUAAGUGUCUGAGGAUCAGUGAUGGUGGAACUGCGAGCUUCAUUAUAAAGAAUCAGCCUUCCCUUGUAGAAGCUGAUAUAGAUACUGUGUUUAGUUUGACAACUGAAAUGUUGCUACAAGUUGCAAAUGAAAUACAAGUUCGUGAUUUUCUCGUUGGGAUCUCUAAGGUGAAAGAUCUGACCAUCGCCUCCUCUACUCUCGAGGUACCUAUAUUUCUUGAUUUCCAACUUUAAACCAAUUAUAUAUUUCUCUCCGUUCAAAAUGUAUGUUUUUGAAUUUUCACAUAUAUUAAAAACAUCUUAAAUUUUAACUUUAAAUAUUAUUUUUUGUUAUUAACUAUUUCUCACAACUUUUUAUCAAUCAAAAUUCAAUAAACAAAAUUAUAUUUCUUCAAAAUUUACAAUGUAUUCUUAUUAACUAACAAAAAAUACACUGAAGGUUGUACAAAAAAAAUACCGGUAGUUGUACAAAAAAGUAUAUUUCUCAAAAAAUAAGUAUAUUUCUCAAAAAAAAUUAAGUUUUUGAAACAUUUUUUUUUAAAACAUGGAUCAACUCGAGAGAAUGCUAGUUAAUUAUUCUCCAACUAUCGAUGUAAUACUUCAUUUAUUAACACUGAUACCUUUUUUGUUGAUGUUGUUAUCUGUCCACAAGCUAACAUUAAGCUUGGAUGAUGCCCCAAAGAAAGAAGAAUCUGACAUCUUCAUAGAACUCCUUAACUUUCCGAGACUCUCUUGCUCAUGCCAAAUUAUUGUACGAUGAUCCUCAUAGUCAUCAGCAAUGGACAUAUAUGUUUGUCUUUGAUAACUAUUUGUUGCUUCUUAGUUUAUUAUGACAUUGGAGUGUUGAAGUUGGUAUGAUAUUUAUAGUAUUUAUCAUAUUUAUGAGUCAAAUAAGUAUUUGAUUUAUCGUGGCUGAAGGCAUAUAUGCUUUGGAAUUUGUGAAGAUGGUUUUGUGCUUCCUUCUUUUGUCUUGCAUGGCUAUAUAAUUUUUUUUUGUAUUAAACAAAACAAUUGGGACCUUUUAAAAACCACAAAAAGCAUUUCUGGAAGCACAUUUUUACCUCCAAAAAUCACCUUUUUAUUAGUGGGAAUAAUAUCUCAUCAAGCUUCUGAUUACAUUUCAAUUCAUUAAGAAUAAGAAAAUGAAAAAAAAAACAAGAAAAAAAUAAGAAGAAUCUUUUGUUUGAAAGACUCUAAUGAUUGCGCGAGACUCUAAAAUUAGGUGUCAAGUUAUCUAAGAAUGGAAAUGGUCUUAUGCUUGAACUUUAAUAUUAUAUAUUGGUUUUAAGAAACUAGGGUUUUGUCUAGGUUUUCUAUUUUUUGUCAUCAUAUUCAUAAAUCACGGUAAUUUUUUCUAUUUAAGAAGCCGUUAAACUAUUUUAUAGGAUAGUUUUUGAUGUUUUAAUAGACAAAUAUUUAUUUUAAGCUUUUAUUGUUCUUGAUUGAACUAAAUUUAUUAAAAUAAGAAGCUGAUCUUAAGUCAGUAUUGCAAUUUUCAAACUAGAAUUGCCAAAUCUUUUAGGUAAAAAAAUUAUGACUAUCGAAUUAGUCAUCUGAUUAUUUUUAUGUAAUUUUAUAUGGUUUUUGAGAUUUUUAACUCAUUUUUUUUCAAAAUCUAAUAUUAAGUUAUACUAAUUCAUUAAUUGUAUUAUUAUACAUAGUGUAUAUGAUAGUUCACAUUU
This is a messenger RNA of Brassica napus (rape), 2339 nucleotides long. RefSeq names its product F-box/LRR-repeat protein 13-like. The transcript has 2 exons. Lineage: Eukaryota; Viridiplantae; Streptophyta; Magnoliopsida; Brassicales; Brassicaceae. Bases 1 to 891 code for a protein of 296 amino acids. Gene Ontology annotation, molecular function: protein binding. The record is from RefSeq and is a predicted model, not a curated record.